Messenger RNA from Leptosomus discolor (cuckoo roller), 6074 nucleotides. The record is from RefSeq and is a predicted model, not a curated record. Lineage: Eukaryota; Metazoa; Chordata; Aves; Leptosomiformes; Leptosomidae.
AUGGCUUCUCAAGAAUUUGCUGUAUUGUACACUCACCAAAAAAUGAAAAAAUCAAAAACGUGGCAAGAUGGAAUUCUGCGGAUUAGAACUGGCGGAAAUAAGGCUAUCUUGUUUGAUGACAAAGGACAAUGUUUGGAGAGUAUUUUUAUAAAAUCUCAGUUGAAUGCUGGAGAUAAUUUAGAAAGUGAACGGUAUUUGAUCACAGUUGAAGCAGUGCAAGGGAAUGAAAAGUCUUUUGAAGAUCAGCCAAGGAAAACAGAAACUCCAGUAGCAGAUAGAAAUGGCGUCAAACCUGGUGUUCUGCCUCCAAGACACCCGUCUGUUGGCUUGAAAAGGAAGUUUACGGGCUUCCAAGGGCCACGCCAAGUUGAAAAGAAAAUAUCAACAAUAGAAGAUGGAGAAAAUCCAGCAAUAUUGCCUUUAUCUAAGCAGUGUCAGGGUACUUUUCCAUCCAAGUUUUACAUUACCUCUCCAUUAUUUUCUAUGAUUUGCAAGAAGGAUGCAGAAACAAACCUAUCUGCAGACUUUCACGAAGGCGCUAAUGACAGAGAACACAUGUCUCUCUCCUCGCUGCUUUCAACUCCCUUUCUUGACAGAUGUGAGGAGACAGAGAAGCAAGACUCCCACCAGUGCAUUGUGAAGCCAGAAUCUCCUCUGGUGACCGGGCACGGCAAAGCCAGCGGUCAGACAGCCGGUCGCGGGGCAGUGUCGCACAACAUCAGGAGCACAGCGCAGAUAAUAGCUCUGCUGCAGUCUAAACCGACACAAGGAUGCAGAGAGCGAACGAGGUCUGAAGUCACGGAAUGUCUCUCUAGGUUUCAGGCGUCAGAAAAGGCAGAUGGUUUACACAGCCAAAAAAGCACAGUCCUACCUGCUUUUUCAGGCAGCCCUGCCAAAAGGCUCACUGACAAUGCUCAGGGCCUGCCUUUUGCAAAGGGAGCUGUAAAUGAUAGAAAGGAAUGGACUGCUGAAAUGCUUCUGAAUUCAGCUGAACAACCUUGGGAUAAAGAAGUCACAGGACAGAAAUGUGACAAAGAGGCAAAUAAUUUACGUCGAGACUUACAAGAUCCCUGCAAUACAAAUAGUUGCUUCCUACCUGAAUCUGACACAAGUGGAGUGAGUGACUGUCAGUUUGUCCCAUCCUUAGCUGAUGUUUUGUGUUCAGCAAGUCCAAUCCCCUUUGAAGAAAACCUCUCCAGAUAUAGGGAGCAUUCAGUGACUAACGGUCUUAAGGAGAACUCAUCUGUGACAGUGCAAAGCAAGCUUCAGCCAAGACAAUAUGCAGAAAGAGAGCCUCGUGGCCUGGAGCUCUCUGCAGACAUAACACUGACUAAAACUGCAAUUGCAGAGGAGGAAUUAUGCACACGUGGCAAAGACUGGGGUCCAGAUGAGCAGGUCAUGGAGGUUAACUUUAAUCUAGUGGAGGCUUUUGAUUUGAACGACAGAGACAAUGAAGACCUGUGUGAAAGAGAUGCAAAUAAGCUCACCGAAGGAGACAUGCUUUCACAAACUCCAGAUUGCUUAAAAGGAGAAGAUGUAGCACCAACUGCUGCGUUGAGACUUCGUUCUCGCUGUGAAGUAGCAACAUGCAGUAAAAAGGAAGAAGUCAAAUGUUUGGCGUUUGGUGGAGAGAACACUGGAAACGGCUGCACUGGGGGUAUUUCACCUCAGCCUUGUGACAUCAAUGUCGGAGAUACAGGGCAAAGCGCAGAAGACUCUGCGAACCAGACCAGAACUGAAGCGGAACUUCUGGGUGAUGGACACAACAUAAGCGAGGUUAAUGAAAGUCAAUUCAGUGUUGAAGCCACAAACGAUAGGAAGGGUCUCGAUGGCUGCGCAGCCCAUACCAUUCACGGCAUGUCGUGGAUAAACAGCAAGCGCUCUGAUCUUAGGCCUGGGGACGCAGAUCUUGAUGAAUGUCACUCUAAAACCAAUACAUUUGAGGAAAUUGAAAGUAUUUCGUGUAUUUCUACCAGCAGAAUAAUGCCUGUGAUGGACGAAAGGACUGAAGAAGAUGUUACGCAGCUUGGCUGCACGAAAUCCCCAGAUGUUGAUUUAGAACGCUUCUGGGGUACUAGGAGUGAUGCCAUUAAACCAGGUAGUCCUUUGCUGGCGUUGCCACGACAAUCAGUUCCUAGCUGUGGCUCAUUCCGAUAUAUUGCAGAAAACCAUCAAAAGGUAUUUGGCUUCUCACCUCAGGAAGAUAGUCUCAUUUCCAGCAGUUCUAUCUAUCCUAUAGGAAAAGGCCAUUUGUCUCCAGAGGAAACAGCAGUAGGUGAAACUGAGUUUGAAAAUGUAGAGAGCGUAAAUGCCUUUCGUGAAGCCUGUAAAGGUGAAAGAAUAGGAGUGGAUUGCCUGAAAUGCAUGGCAAUGGCUGAAAAUUCAUCAGAUCUUCCUGAUCUAGUAAACGAUAUCGUGCUCCUAAGAGCUUUGACUCAACAUAGCACAGCAUUAGAAAGCUUACAAAACAUGGAGGAAAACAAUAGCAUGUUAUGUGCAGCAGAGACUUCUAAAGAAAUACUUGAACCCCUUGUGAAAGAUGAAGCUGUAAAACAUAUUAUGGGAAUGCCUUACUCAGAAAGUACACAGGCAUCUUCCUGUUCAUACUUUGAUUCUCCUGGCCUCAUGCCUGUUGCGUUUCAAGGGCACCAAGUAAAGGGGUCAGCAGCUAGUGAGAUACUGUUGAGAGCUCCCUGCUCACAGCCAGGAUGGCAGCAGUACCCAGAUAAUACGGAGUUUACAGCUGAGAGAUUUUUGUCACCCCUGUUUUCAAGCAAUUAUGUCUUUUCUGACUUCAGACAGUCUCCAGGCUCAAGAAGUCUUCAUGAGGAUGAUAUCAACUUUAUCAGAGAAGAGAAUUUUCAAAAGAAGUCUAACAUCAUUAAAGGGUCAAGAACAGAUCGGUCCCCACAGGAGAAAUCCAGCUAUCCAGAGGCCUGCAACCUCUUCAGGUUUAAACCCACAGUUAAAACACGAGCUCCAUUUGUCACGCUUCCUGCCACUGAGAAGAUUUGUGACGUUUAUCCAACUAACAGCGAGGAGGUCCAGCAAUCUUUGGGCUCUUCAGCAGGGCAUUUAGGCAACAAGUCAGCGGUAUUUCCCAUUAGUGCUUUAGGCCCGGAGGACAGAAAUUAUGAAACCUCUGUGUUUGGAGAGGAUACGGAAGACGGACAAAGGGAAUCGGUACAAGUGUUCCCUAAUGUGACUUCACAAUAUAGACAAAGCAAGUGGCUGAAAUACCAAAACAGUGCUCAGUGUGACUUGAUCACUCAAAACAGCGAUGAUAGCGAAGUGACUGAUGACAUCUGUGCUAAGGACAUCCUUGGAAUGCUGCUAGGUGACACAGGAGAGAGCUGUGUUGUGAAUAAAAGCGCUCCCGGCUCUGCACCUCUACUGGCAGCGAAGAGCAUGCCUGGGAAAUGCUCUGCAAAUACCAGCGACCAAGAUUUGAUUUCAGAGAGGAAGUUACUUUCUCUGCACUUAGGUCAGACACCUCUGGCUGAAGCAACACAAAAGGUGUUAAGUCAUCUGAGCUGCCACACUGUCACAGGAGACGGCCAGGCCACAACGAUUUCAGAGUUGUCUUUUCCUAAUGUGGAUAAAGUAAAAAAUGCUAGUCUCCCCAAAAGAAAGAUUUCCAUACCAACUGUCUUUCAGUCUUAUGUUCACUACAAACAGGUUUUUAAAGCUGCUCUGACAGAGCAAUUAAACAUAAUGCUGUUUGAGUUGUCACAAAGAUUACACAACGCUCUUUCAAAAGCAGAUAUAUCAUUUUACACUUCGUUAGAAGAUGAGCAAAGCGAGAGCAAAGCAAGCUGCGUUCCACUCUGCAAUCACAUGCAUCCUGCUAAGCUCGUGACGGUUAAAAAAGAGGGUCAAAACAAGGGUCGUUUGUUCUACGCCUGCGAUGCCCCAAAAGCUGAGCAGUGUUCCUUCUUCAAGUGGAUAGAAGAUGUGAACCCCGCACAGACAAAAUCCAGACCUAGCGUAGUGCUUCGUGAUAUAAAAAGCGUUGGGACGUACCUCAGAAGCCAAAAGAUUUGUCUCUAUGAGGGCUGCCAGCUUUUGGUGAGGAAAGCCUUUGAAAUUCAAGCACAGCGGUGUAGUAAGUUCAAGAAAUUUAUGAAUACACCUGCCAUAUUUGAUGGUGAUUCCAAAACCAAAUUAUACCUCAAACUAAGCAGAAAGGAGCACUAUUCUUUCUAUAGCAAAGAUGAUAUCUGGGUUGUUUCAAAGACCCUGACCUUUGAUCCCCUUGAUACUUUCAUUGCAAGCAGUGCUUUCUUUGGACCAUCUUCCAACAACGAAGUGGAAUUACUACCACUGAAAGGCUACUCUCCCUCAAACUGGCGAUCAAAUAUGUGUGUUCAUGCCCUGCUGGUUUGUAACGCUAGCGGUGAGCUCACAUCUUUGAGAAAUAUGGAGGAGCACUUCAGUCCAUCUACCUUACCGAUAAUACCAUAUCUACUGAAAAUGAAUUUUGAGUCUGAAAACGCUACUAAUAGAGUCAACAAAAGAAAAUUUAUUCCACCUGCCGUCAGCCUGAAGCGCACAAUGAUGUCUGGACCUGUCAGCACCGAAGUGGCAAUGGAACUAGCUAAAAAGAUGAUCCAAACGUUCUCCUUGAACCCCGAUCAAGCUACGUCGCUGAUUCAGGUAGCUCAGAUGAUGACCUCAUGUGAAAACACCAAAGCAGCGGAAGAACGUCAGAUCUUCCCUAUCACAAUCAUACGAGGUGUUUUUGGAGCUGGAAAGAGCUAUCUGCUGUCUGUUGUGAUCUUGUUCCUAGUACAGCUCUUUGAAAGCAGUGAAGCUACGGAGGGUCCAAGGCCAGCUCCAUGGAAACUUCUGAUUGCGUCUUCCACUAACGUUGCCGUUGACAGGAUACUGCUGGGCCUACUUGAUCUUGGAUUUGAGGAUUUUAUCAGAGUGGGAAGCAUUAGAAAAAUCACCAAAGCAGUUCUUCCCCAUAGUUUACAUGCUGGCUCAGGAAACGAAAACGAGCAGUUAAAAGAGCUGCUUGCUCUCAUGAAAGAAGAUUUAACCCCAGCUGAAAAAGUAUACGUGAGGAAGAGCAUUGAGCAACAUAAACUGGGGACCAAUAAAACGAUACUGCAACAGGUGAAGGUUGUGGGAGUGACCUGCGCUGCCUGCCCGUUUCCGUGCCUGAACACCCUGAAGUUUCCCGUAGUCAUGCUGGACGAGUGCAGUCAGAUGACUGAACCUGCUUCUCUCCUCCCUAUCGCAAGGUUUCAGUGUGAAAAGCUAGUCCUUGUAGGAGACCCGAAGCAAUUACCGCCAACUAUUCAAGGGUCUGAGAGUGUUCACGAGAAAGGACUGGAGCAGACUCUCUUUGACCGGCUUUGCUUAAUGGGACAUAAAACAAUACUUCUUCGGACACAGUACCGAUGUCACCCUGCCAUUAGUGCCAUCGCCAACGAGCUGUUCUAUGAAGGAAAUCUGAUAGAUGGUGUUUCCAAGAAAGACAGGAGUCCUUUAUUGGAUUGGCUUCCAACACUAUGUUUUUAUAGUGUUAAUGGGGUAGAGCAAACUGAGAGAGACAACAGCUUUUAUAACAUGGCGGAAGCUCAUUUUGCGGUCAAGCUCAUCCAGUCUCUGCUCGCAAGUGGAAUAGAAGGGUCUGCAGUUGGCGUGAUCACUCUUUAUAAAUCGCAGAUGUGUAAGAUCCAGAACUUGCUCCGAGGCGUUCACUCCGAGGCUUUUGAAGUUAAAGCUGUCCAGGUGUCCACUGUAGACGCGUUCCAAGGAGCUGAGAAAGAGAUCAUUGUUUUGUCAUGUGUAAGAACAAGACAAAUUGGGUUCAUAGACUCGGAAAAGAGAAUGAACGUUGCACUAACAAGAGCAAAGAGGCAUUUGUUAAUCGUCGGAAAUCUGGCCUGCUUAAGUAGGAACGCGCUGUGGGGCAGAGUAAUUCAUCACUGCAAAGGAUGUGAAAAUGGAUUACAACACGUAAGCCAGUGCGAGCAGCAGCUAAACGACAUUCUUGAGUGUUAUUUGGAGAAAUGGAAGGAAGAGGAACAGAAUAAGAAAAAGGAAAGAUAAAACGUGCGCCU